Messenger RNA from Recurvomyces mirabilis, 1794 nucleotides. RefSeq lists its product as uncharacterized. The transcript has 3 exons. NCBI's taxonomy places the organism in Eukaryota, Fungi, Ascomycota, Dothideomycetes, Mycosphaerellales, Teratosphaeriaceae. The record is from RefSeq and is a predicted model, not a curated record. The coding region runs from base 1 to 1794 and encodes 597 amino acids.
AUGGUCGGCGAUGACGCCGAGCUUACAGAGGGGUACUGUAAGGACAGUUUGGUCUGGUAUCUCGUCCUUCUCUCUGCUGCUUGCCACGCCGAUCGCCUCUACUACCUAUUCAGCCUAGAGAACACCUACGUACAAGAUUAUGGGAUGCACGAGCGCAAAUACUUGGCCGUCCAGCAGCGAGGCGACACUAACAGAAAUGGAACCAUGAGUGGCCCACCAAUCCUCCGCCUGUCGAGUGAGCUUCUGCGACUGAUUCUGGAUCAAAUCGAGCCCGACCCUGACAAGACAGUCCCCAUAGACCGGAGACUGUUCUUAUCUGUAGAAAGCUUCGAUCGGCCUCUGGACUCGACUCGUGGGUCCAUCAAAGACAUCGGCAACUUCAGAUGCGGCUGCAGACUGUUUGCAGACGUCGGCGCUCCCCUUCUAUACACUCGAGUCACUGCACGAUUCUCUGAGAGAGGUCUGGCGAAGCUUGAGCAGCUGUCAAGCUGGCCCCAUCUAGCACGGCUCGUGAAGAAGUUCAGCUAUCUUCUGCCGUACUUCUACAGGAACCCUUCUGGUAGUAUCCGUCUUGCCCGACCAGGCACGGAGGAUGGCUCACUCGCAUUCGAUCUCAGUAGUCUUCGGCAGAAGGUAAAGGAGCAGCAGCAGAUUAUCAGCAGCCAUCGAGACGCACGAGUGCUGAAGAAGGCUAUUGCUAGCUUCACAUCGCUACAGUUCGUACAAUUGCUGCGGGUUAGCGACGCUGAAGAUCGGGCCUUAUUGCAGUACAUCCGGCAACAUGAGGAGUUGAGACGUUUCGUGGAUCUCGAGUGGGCGCCAGCGUGUUCUCACGGCUCACAGACCAUCGGUGCAGCGCUCUUGCAUUCGAACGUGCCGUGGUCACGAUUUUCAUCCCCUAUGCUUAGUCCUCAGAGCGCAGAAUUCCUCGCGACUCACAGUCCGCACUCCUUGCCAACGCUAGCUGCGCGACUGACCUGUUUGACACUGCAUUUUGACGACGGCACUGAUCUCGAUCAGAAAAUGAGCGAGCUCUCGGAACUUUUCAGGACUGUCUUCACGACAGCCGUCAAUAUGCAAGCAGUGCAUGUUGGCUUCCCAUCACAUCGGCCGCUGAGUCUUCGACUGGAAGAUGUGUUUCACAACGUGACCUGGGACAAACUAGUGGCAUUUGGUGUGCAAGGCUGGAAGCUUGAUGCAGAGGAGAUCGUGGAUCUAGCACUGCGGCACAAAGAGCGACUAAAGGGUCUUCGACUUCGGGAUGUACUGCUGAAGGAUGGCAGUAUGUGGAAAGAUGUGCUCGCUGCGUUACGAGAGUCGAUGUAUAGGCUUGAGUGGGUUAGUCUGAGGAGAAUAGGCUAUGCACGCCACUUUGACGAGUUAUGGCUGGCUGCAGGAGCAGAAGUGCCAGACGAUCCGCCGCCAGGGGAAAGCGAUAGCGAGGCAAGCGAAGACGACGAAUCACCCGGAACGAUGCAUGGCUCUGGCCAUAUCCAUACUGGCGCCGCUGGAAACAAUAGUGAUGAUGAGGAUGUUACGGACAGCGAAGAGGACUCGGACGACGAGCAUGGUCGAGAAGCGAAUGACAUGGACUUCCCGCCACUCAACUCACCGGACACACCAGGUUCAGCGCCUUGGUGCAACUGUAAUGGUAAGGGUCAUCACGACUCAUCCGAGGAUCUGGACGAUGACGGCACGACAGUAGGCGUCGAUGGCUACACUAUACCGAAUUUUAAACGCAAGGCAUGGGAGAAGUGGGUGGUCAGGCGUUGUCCUGAGCAUGGCGAGCCCUGA